Messenger RNA from Yarrowia lipolytica CLIB122, 4926 nucleotides. RefSeq lists its product as uncharacterized. Gene Ontology annotation, biological process: regulation of translational initiation by eIF2 alpha phosphorylation; DNA damage checkpoint signaling. Gene Ontology annotation, cellular component: cytosol; cytoplasm; nucleus. The record is from RefSeq and is a predicted model, not a curated record. Gene Ontology annotation, molecular function: eukaryotic translation initiation factor 2alpha kinase activity; ATP binding; protein binding. NCBI's taxonomy places the organism in Eukaryota, Fungi, Ascomycota, Dipodascomycetes, Dipodascales.
AUGGAGUUACAGGAACUGCAAGAAAACGAGGCGGAGGCUUUGAAGGCCAUCUACAUGGACGAUUUUGUUGACACCACAAAGUCAUCUGCAUGGAACAAAACGCCUUCGCCAUCAUUUGAGAUUCACAUGCGAUCGACCGACCCGGACGCCGAAGAUGCCCUAUCCAGUUUAACGCUCCAGGUCGAGCUCACGAGUACCUACCCCAAAACGGUCCCUGUUAUUCGCAUCAAAAACCCCAAAAACAUUUUAGCAUCACAGGUGGCCAAGUUAGAGAAGUGGAUCGCCGCCACCUGCAAGGAGCUCAUUGGCGCAGAGAUGAUCUUCGAGGUCACCUCGUAUAUCCAGGAGCGACUGGAGGAUUUUCAACAGAAGGUGUCCACCGCCAGUCUGGAGGAGGAGCGGCAGAUGAAGAUCGAGAAGCAACAGGAGCAGCUACGAAAGCAAAAGAGCGACGAGGCCAAAAAGCGGGAACAGGAAAACGCGGAGGAAGACAGAGUGCUAGAGAUGAUGGUUGUGGAGGAGCUCAAGCGACGCAAACAGCGGGAUGAUGAAGCGCAAAAGGCGCUUACUGCGGAGCGACAAUUGUCAAACGGCGGCCCAGUCAUGGCCGAUUGCAUUGAGUUUGACAGAAUAACAACAAUCUCGCGAGCAGGACACCCAGCAAUCAGUUUCAGAAGAGUAGGAGGACAAAUACCCGUGCGAGGGUACUCUUUUGGUAACAAUUUUUUGGUGCGGCCCGUGACAGACCCACCAACCGACAUAUCCCUGCUUCUCACAGAAGUUAGACUUCAGGGCACAUACUGGAUCCAGGCAGAGGGAAAGAAGAUGAUUCAACUACUCGAGUCUGACUUGGACAACUUGAGAAAGUUUCGACACGAAAACGUCAUCAGUCUCUACGACCACAAGUUCCAACGAUGUCCAGAUACUUCCGGAUGGACGCUAUACCUACUUUCCGAAUAUUCUCCUGGAGGAACUGUGUCUGAUCUGCUUGAUACCGUGGGUACCGUGAGUCUCAAAGUGACACGAGUAUGGGCUAUUCAACUACUCGAAGCCCUGGAGGCUAUCCACAAGGCUGGAUUGGUUCACAAGAGUGUCAAUGUGGACACUGUGGUCCUUUUUCGAAACGCAGAAAUUGGAGAAACAGUGGUCAAGUUGGGAUACACUGUUUUUGGUCAACGUCUUAACGAAAUGAAUUCGGCGUGCACAUUUGAUAUGACUGCCUCUGUUUCAUCGAUACAACACGACAGUGAUGCUUGGUCACCUCCUGAGCUAGUGCAGCAGAGUGGAAACAAGCAGACGCGUAAGACAGACGUGUGGGCUCUGGGUGUGAUGCUUCUUCAGACCUUCAUGGGUAAGCAGGUGACGUCAGAGUAUUACGGACCUACAGAUGUGAUCAACAGUCUGGAUCUGGGAGAUUCCCUGGAAGAGUUCCUUCGAAAAAUGUUCAUGCCUUCUCCCAAGAAACGUCUUUCUGCAUUUGAGCUCUUGCCUUGUGAAUUCCUUCGAACUGGUGUCGACUCGCCAGUGAAGUUGGCGUGUGCUUCCAGCAGUGGUGGAAAACGAGGUCGAGGAAGAAGCAUGUCUACGGAUGGACGACCUCACCGGGAUUCCAUGAGUGGUCUUUCCAUGUCUCGAUAUGCUCAGGACUUCGAGGAAACGGUUUUGUUAGGACGAGGUGGCUAUGGUGUCGUUGUGAAGGCUCGCAACAAGUUGGAUGGCCGUUUCUACGCCAUCAAGCGAGUUCAACAUACAGCAGACAAGUUGACUUCCAUUCUAACAGAGGUCAUGCUGCUGUCUCGUCUCAAUAAUCAGUACGUGGUUCGAUACUUUGCUGCGUGGUUGGAAGAGUCCUACGACUAUCAGGAUGAGUCUGCCAUCGAGGACUACGAUUCAGAGGAGGAGUGGAGCGAAAGUGUUUCUAGAGUUGAAACAUCUGUCAGCGCGUUUCCUGCCCGUCUCAACGGCUCAUACGACCAAGAUACGUUUGACGAGCUCUCCAUGAACGCCUCGGUGGACUUCAUCUCCAACUCCCUGCAUCGAGAGUAUCCUGAGAUUGAAUUCGGAGUCAGUUCAGAGGAUGAUGAAGACCGCGAGAGUGACGAUAGCGACAGCGAAGACGAGACUUCUUCGGGGAGCGUAUCAACAUCUUCUCCCAUCAACAGCAGACACAAAACUACCGUCAAGACUCUCGUUGGAAAGGCUGCUCUGGCUGAGCUGCGUGACUCUCCUCGACACAAGCAAGACAAGUCUCUGGUAAAAUCCACCCUAUUCAUUCAAAUGGAAUAUUGUGAGAAGCACACUUUGGCGGAUUUGAUCAAGCAGAACCUCUCAUCUAAACCUGAAGACUGCUGGCGAUUGUUUGGCCAGAUUCUUGAUGCUCUGAGCCACAUUCAUUCUCAGGGCAUCAUCCAUCGAGAUCUCAAGCCUAUGAACAUUUUCAUUGACUCAUCUGGUAAUGUCAAGGUCGGAGAUUUUGGACUGGCCAAGAAUAUCCAUACUGGAACUUCUCUGGUUGGUGCCGGUGCAGGAACUGGUGGGAGCUCGUCUCAGUACACAGGUGAGGAUAUGACAGGCGACAUCGGUACUACGCUGUACGUCGCCAAUGAGGUAUUAGCCACAGGCGGGGAGGCCAAUUACAACGAGAAAGUUGACAUGUACUCUUUGGGUAUCAUCUUUUUCGAGAUGGUGUUCCCCAUGAACACUGCGAUGGAGCGUGUCUACAUUCUUCGAGACUUGCGCAACCCUAAGGUCAUCUUCCCUCCAGCGUUUGAGGCUUCUAAGUACAACGAACCUCGUAAGAUCAUUCGAAGCUUGCUCGACCAUGACCCCAGCAAGAGACCUUCUGCCCAACAACUCUUGGCCUCAGGCAUUUUGCCGAUUCCUAAUAAGGACAAGACUAUCAAGGAGGUGAUUCGAAGCUUGGUAGACCCCUCGCCCAGUUCGCCAUGGCUUUCUCAAGUGUGUCGGGCUCUGUUCUCACGACCUCUCAAGACAGCGCAGGUGUUUCUUUACGACCGUGCAAUCGCUGGUGAGGGCAGUAAAUCGGACUCUCGCGAUUCUCUUCUCCAGGCUCAGAUGAUUGAGCAAAUCGAGGCAACUUUCAGAAACCACGGUGCCAUCAAGGUCAACAAUCGACCAUUGCUAUUUCCGAAGUCUCUCAUAUACAAGUCCCCAAAUGUGGUGUCAGUACUCGAUCAAGCGGGUACAAUUCUUCAGUUGCCCUUCGACCUGACACUCCCUCAUGCUCGAAUGCUUGCCAAGGGUCAGACUUACUACCAUAAGUCUUUCUGCUGUGAUUAUGUCUAUCGAGCAGAUGAGAACAAUGUCGUUAGCCAUCCCCGCCGGUUUGGAGAGAUUGACUUUGACAUUGUAACCCAGGAUUCUACGGACUUGCCUCUGUAUGACGCCGAGGCUAUCCGAGUACUCGACCAGGUGAUCCAGUUGUUCCCAUCUUUUAAAAACAACAACGUCGUCAUUUACAUUAACCAUUGGGAUAUCCUGCAGACUAUUUUGGAUUCAUGUCGUAUUGGGCAAGCCCAGAGAGCUGUUGCUCUUCGGCUUCUGGACGAGACCGGACAGGCCCCUGCUCGCCAGGUUGUCAAGGAAGAGCUUCGAACCAAGUACUCUGUCGGUGCCACCGCUUUGGAUGAUUUGGAAUCAUUUGGAUUCCGAGACGACAUCGACAAGGCCGAACAACGUCUUCGUAAGAUGAUCGAGGGCAGCGAGCAUACCACUCGGCUGACAGAGUCAUUCUUGUGGAUUCGAAAGGUUUCUACCUAUCUGAAACGUUUUGGCUGUACCCGUCGUGUCUACGUUGCUCCAUUGAGUAAUUACAACGAGGACUUCUACCGCAGCGGUCUGAUGUUUCAGGCUGUCGUUGAGGAUACCGCUCCACAGAAGCGCACGUCCAUUCUAGCUGUUGGUGGACGAUAUGACCGACUGAUUACUCGGUUCAGACACGAGUCAUUGGAUCGAGGAGUUCCCCGCACGCAUGCUGUCGGCUUCAACCUUGCUUGGGAAUCAAUCUUCGACUCCAUGAAGGCCUACAGAGAUGCCUUGAUGAAAAAGCAAAAGAAGAAGGGCACGGUUCAGGUUCUCAGCACAUCCACUUCGUCAUCUGCUCUCGAGUUGCAACGUUGGUACCCCUCUCGUUGUGAUGCUCUCGUUACGUCCUUCAAUAGUAACACAUUGCGCACUGUUUGUCUAGAUGUUUUGAAGGACUUGUGGGGAGCAGGUAUUCGAGCUGACUUGUGCCGAGAUUGUUCAUCAUCGGAGGAACUUGUUGCGCGGGCUCAGAGUGAAGGUAUCAAUUGGAUCAUCAUCGUCAAGCAGCAUAGUGGCUACUCUUCUGCUGCGGCCGCGUACAAGCCCCUUCGUGUCAAGAAUGUUGCGCGGAACGACGACACUGAUAUUGAUAGAGAUGGAAUCGUCGGUCAUAUGAUGACUGAGUUGAAUGAGCGGGGUGGAUCUUACAGCAACACAAACGCCCUGGCACCCCCUUCUCUGUCUGUGCCUCACGACCCAUCGCCUCCAGCUUCCAUUGUGGAUACUAGCGAUAUCUAUGCCACCAACAAGGUGUCUGUGAUCACGAAUGAGUGGAACAAGAGUAAGUCCUCCAAGAGAACCAACCAGUGGAACGACGAGGAGGAACGUGCGUUGAGACACACGCGUUCGCUGGUACACGACAUCCAGGAGGCUCCCAUUUUCACAAUCGAUGUCAAGGAAGAUAUACUUGACGCCAUUUCUGUGACUUCUCUGGCAUCGUUUGAUGAAUGGCGUCGAAAGGUGAUUGGUAUCCAGCCUUCACAUAAGCCUUACCUGGCAAAGAUCUACAACCAGCUGGUCAAGCUGAAGGAAACACGAUCUACGGCUUUACUGUAUUCACCUAAAGCAGACAAGUUGAUUCUUUACAAUCUGAGGAAGUGA